Molecule: messenger RNA, 5234 nt
Organism: Lineus longissimus
Lineage: Eukaryota; Metazoa; Nemertea; Pilidiophora; Heteronemertea; Lineidae
Product: G-protein coupled receptor dmsr-1-like
Exons: 4
Coding region: 925-2169 (414 amino acids)
Biological process (GO): G protein-coupled receptor signaling pathway
Cellular component (GO): plasma membrane
Molecular function (GO): G protein-coupled peptide receptor activity
Source: RefSeq, a predicted model, not a curated record
UCAGAAAUCAGGAACUGAACAUCUUCUAAGACUCAAUAGCAGCAACAGCCUAUAGCGAGGAUCGGCAAAGCCUCAGUAUGCUAUUAUAACAGCGUUCGUACGCGGAAUCGGUUGCUUUCGUUCCGAGAUUGUGAGCGAUUCGUUUAACGUGUGUUAUAUGACAUUGUCCAUUGCAUUGUCAGACAUGGACUGGACACUGACUGAUGGAUGUAUACAAUAGGUACAGGAGAUGGAUAAAUCCAUAGAAAAUAAACUGUUUUGCUCUUGUUAAGGAAAGACACUUGUAAACUUGGAUAGGUGUUAACUGGAACAGAAUGCAAAGAUGACUCGGCAGAGAGGAGGUGAUGAAACGUUCUGACUGUCAUUUCCAUACUUAAUCAACAACGAGAUACUGAAUGCAUCCUUGAGGUCAUCGCAUGAAGAAAGCUACUAGUUGUCGAGUAAUACCAUUGAUGGACAAGCAUCGGAAUACCCAGACAUCGCCAACACAACAAGCAGAUGUUGUCGAAAACCUAACUUGAAAACAAUUAGUUUAGGGGAACAAUUUAAGACAUACAAAAGGAAAUAAGUAACACCUUAAGGAGACAAGGAACAUCCAACUUUGACCUCUACAGGGACAUUUUACAUUGACAAAGGAACAUCCAAGACAGGGAAGGAGAGUAGCAGGCUUUCUCUUCCAAAUCAAGCGAAAUUUGAAUACUGAAAGCAGCCUUUCUCAUAAAUGACAAUAUUUAGGGUGAAUUAGAAGAGCACAUUUUAACUAUAGAUGGCAAUGUGUUAUUUCAUGGAGAGUCGUAUGUGUAUCUAGAUUAAUGUGGACAUCGUUUCGUCAUUAGUGCCACUUAUAAAGGGGGAUAUAGAAAAGUGUCUAUGUGUCAAAUGUGAUUUUUUAGAUAUCCUGCAUUCUAUCGAAAAUCAGGAACCAUGAGUGCAGCCGUCAUUUACCGUAAUGUCAACUCGAGCGGGUUUGAGUACCCGCAAGUGUUCAACACAACCGUCAUCCCGUUGCAGGAAGGUGACGGCAACUUCAGUUACGAAAAGCCAAGUGGUUUAUUACGCUUCAGUGAAGAAUACAUGAAAUAUCAUGGCUACUUCAGCGCCAUAGUAUGUGCAUUCGGAAUAUUCGCAAACCUGGCGAAUAUCAUUGUGUUGACGCGAAAAAAUAUGAUAUCAUCAACGAACUGGAUUCUGAUGUGGCUAGCGGUUGCCGACCUGCUUACAAUGAUGUCAUACUUCCCAGUGUCCAUUCAUUUCUACGUCCUGCGGGAUCCAAUGUUGAGUUUCCCAGAAACCAAGAGUAUUGACUGGAUUCGUUUUCUAUUGUUUCACAGCAGUUUUACUAUUGUCUGCCACACUAUAGCCAUCUGGUUGACCAUCACGCUUGCCAUCUUCCGUUAUGUUUUUAUCUGUUUCCCAACACGAGGAUCACAGCUGUGUACUCUACAGCGCGCCAAACUGGCCAUUUUCUUGGUAUGCUUCUCAACCGUGAUAGUCUGUGUUCCAAAUUUUAUGACAAACGAUAUAGAUUUUUCAAGACAUUCAAGAAUAUUCAACGCAUCGGACCCUGUGUACACAAUACAACUAACUGCUUUAGCUGCGGAACAUGAUAUCAUUGUAAAGAUAAACUACUGGGUGCAGGCAAUAAUUGUCAAACUUAUUCCAUGCUUUCUGCUGACUUGCCUAACCAUCAUGUUAAUCUUAGCAAUGCACAAUGCCAAUAAGCGGCGUCAGAAACUCAAAUCUCAGGGUCGUAAGGACGAUUCUGACCGAGCGCGGGAACACAACCGAACGACAGGCAUGCUGCUGGCGAUCGUCGUACUCUUCCUGAUAACUGAACUUCCGCAAGGCAUCAUUACGUUACUCAACAGCUUUGACGAAAAGUGGUACAGAGACGUCUACCUACCACUAGGAGAUCUUUGGGAUAUUAUGGCGCUUUUGAACAACUCGAUAAACUUCGUCUUGUACUGUACGAUGAGUCGAGUAUUUCGGGAUACGUUUGUGAAAGUCUUCUGUGGCUGCUGUCCAGAACGCCGGCCGGGAUGGCUAAAACUACGGACAUUCGAGCAUAAAAAUGGAAUUCCUAUGAAGUCUAUGAAUUCGAAUAGGACGAACAAAGAUUGUGACGGUAGCACUGUCAACACACAGCUAGCUGCACCAAAUGGUGAAUGAGGGGUGCAUGCAGAGACUCCAGCUGCAAACCUCAAAACAUGCGUGCACAUAUCUGGCCACAUCGAUUGUAGAUAUUGCAUAGGACGCUGGUGUGAUGUCUUCCGUCUGUGUUUUAAGGUGGAAGCGUCCCUUCCUAAUUACAUUUUCUGAAGUGAGUACAAUUCGAUUCAGCAAGGGACGUCAAAAAGAGAGGAGGACCGAUUUAUCUGUAUAUUACAGCGUUUGUUACGAACUUUGCUAUUGUACGGUGUUGUUACAGACUCAAGCUUGAUCUCUGGCCUAUAUCAGAUGAACCUCGACAGGGCCAAAUACAAGUAAGAGAUAAUCCAGAAAGACAUCUUCAAAUUGCCGGCAUGUGUGUAGAAGUAGAGUGUCCGGCCAUAUUUUAUUCUGGUGGAUUAUGGUUCUAUAGAUGCCAUGACUAUCAUGACUGUCAUGACUUGGUUUUCAGAGCACUGACUCCCACCCAUGAAAUUGGCACUCACUUUCUAACAAUGACAGUCAUGAGCCCGGUCAAAACUAGCAAAACUUUAGCAGAUCCCCUCCCGCCUGCCUGAACUGUGUCCUGUCUCGGUUUGUGUGUAGUGUGGUGGAAUGUGUUGUCAGUGAAUGCAUCUUGUUCAAUCAAUGAACUGUUGAAAUGGUGAAUGAAUGUGCAAUGCGUGAAUGGUGCAAGGGGGGGGGGGUUAUUUUGGUAUAAUAGCAUUCCGCGAAGAUGACGUCACUGCAGCUGCUGCCCUAUAUUUCCCCAACGCUGAAUUACAGGCAAUGUCGGACAAACAUGCAGUUUCGUAAUGGAUUCUGGCUUUCUAACUAGGGCAGUUAGAUUCAAUCUGGCACAUGUCCGAGUGUUGGAAAUACUACAUAAUUGUUCUGAAUAUUUCUCUCUCUGACUCUAUGGUAUCAUUCUUGCUAAAAACAAUGCAGGGUCAAAGAUAAUUGACUUUGAAAAAAGCUCAAAUGCGUAGAAAUAAGUGUCGAUGUCCGACUGUCACGUGACUAAAACGUCAUCAAUAUCUUAUGCAAAUGACCUUGUGAGCUAUAAAUAGUAACUUCGCGGGAUGCUAUUAUACAGUCGUGGCUAUGACACGAGCCACUUCUACACAUCAGACUAUAGACAUCAAAACAGGCCUAUGUUGGAAUCAUGUGUUCAUCAAACAAUUUACAUUCAUAUAUCAAAAGGAAAUUGUCUGCACCCGGCAAUAAUGAAUAAAUGGCACCCUCUGAGUACUUAAUAAAAGAAAAACAUGUCAAUGUCGAAACAGAAUGAAAAAAUACAUGCUACGUGAUAUGAUUUAAAAGGUAUUUCUCACCCUUUUUCCGGCCUUGAUACUUUUCCCACGCAUAUCAGAUCGCUAUAUUCCGGUUGAUACAAAGACCGGGUCAAGUACUGUUUUUCGAUAAAGGCAUCGAUCUAUUAAAGUUUGAAGUGAAUUUUUUUGUAGCUAUCAAUACAGAUAACCUAAGCCAUAAGUCAAGUGGGACAGACGUUAUCAUUUGGGUCAUCAUAUUAGAAUAUAAGAUUGGGACCAGAACGGGGCCUCAAGAGGGUCGAGCAAUUCCUGUACUGAUAUCGGAGAUGGCAAUUAAUCAUCAAAGACCUAUUGUUUCUGCCAAGUUGGACAUUCAACCUCCUGCAUUGUAGAUAAACUGUUAAUAACUGACAUUUUGACAAUGUAUGACCUGAUUAACGACUAUAAAAAGUGUUUCAUUAAAAUUGUAAAUAGUAGAUGUGUUCUAGACUAUUAAAAGUUAUAUCACGAUAUCAAGAAAACGCACUUGUAUGCACGCAAUUAGAAAAUGUGAUAAGAAAAUGAAUAUUUCACUGGAUUGUUUCACCUGAUCUUCAGGCUGAACUCCUAAACGAGAGUGAUAUCAUGUAGGGCAUUUUCAGCAUUUUUUCAGGCGUGUUUCUGUGGUCUGGGGUCUGAAUGGAUAUGACAUCUGCGUGAUAUCUCCCAAACAUUUGGGUUAUACGAAUAUAACGGACCAAUUUUGUUGUGUUGUCUGGAACUGAGUGUGAGCGUUGCUGCUUAGAAUACAGCAAUAUAGGCCUACCGUUAUGGUGCACAUCCUGAAGACCCCUAGAACUCUAUUUGAAUGAGCCUGUAUGUCGGACAGAGACUGAGGGUCCGUCUCCCGCCCCACGCAAUGUCUGUUCUACGUUUCCUCGCGGUGUGAGUGAUAUCAGACUACAGGAACCUCUUGUGAAUGACUGAUUGAUUAGUAUGUGUUUAAUUCAAGAUAUACGUUUUCGGUUGGUUUUGUUUUUUAGGAAAAGUUAAAGACUUGAACAGAUGAGACUUUUGGAAAGUAUAAUUUUGGUUGAAAGUGAGCAAAUACACUGCAACAUUAUCAAAGUGAAGCAACCUUGGGUAUUAUCCUCACCGUUGUUCAUGAAAUAUACUGUCGCCUGCAUCAACUUCUAAUAUUUGACGACGAUAGUUACGUAUGCCUCAAUGUCGGUGUGUAAUUUAUUAUAUUAGUAAAUUAAUUGGGACAUGAUUAUUUUGGUCAUUUAUACUCGAAAACAUUAAUGGUUUGAUACACAGUGAAACACUUUAAGUUGACUUACACAUAUUUGUUUACAAUCAAUAAACGGGCGUCUCCCGAGUUAUCAGGCAACUUCCAAUACACCGCUCUUUGAAAGAAUAAAUUACGUCCCUUUCUUGUGACAAACAGACCCCUUUUAUGUUUCAAAUAAUGUAAAAUACCGAGAGUAAGGUUAUAUACUAAUAUAUCACGUAUUUAUUGAUAACUGGCUGUUGGUCAUUACGUGACACCAAUGUACAUAAUCAUCAGAUUUGAUUAGAUGUAGGCUGGUCCCAGUGCAUUCAUUUAAUAAUACAUGUACUUAUAGUCAAUUGUAUGAGGUGUCUCUGAAAAUAGUGUAUUUGCUGUGAAUAACAGUGCACUUUGACUGGGGACCGGACAGUAAGAUACAUGUAUAUGUAUAGAACAUGAUUAAUCACUGUGUUUAUAUAUGAUACGUAUAGUACAUUUUGAAUGUUCAUGCUUGUUAAAAGUAUGUUGUAUUUCAAAAUAAAGCAAAACUGUUACCAUUA